CUCUUCCUCGUCCUCGACUCAUCGACGACGACGACGACGACGCUCGGAAUCGCAUCACAGACGGCCCACAUACGUCGGGACAAGACAGACGUACGCGCGAUGAACUUCUACCGCUCGGCAGCGCUCGCGCUCGACCACCUCGACAAGCACCAGGGCAGCGUCAAGGGCUCGCUCGCGGCCGCCAAGGUGAACGGCAGCGCGGGCGAGUCUAAACGCAUCCUUGCGCUCAUCAUCGAGACGCUGAAAUACCGCGACGUGCUCAAGCAGCUCCUCACGACGGUCCCGCUCACCAAGCUCGAGCGCGAGACGUUCCGCUCCAAGGGCACGCCGUCGUCGGCCAACCUCCUCCUUGUCCUGCUGCACGACCUGCUCUUCUCGCCCAAGGGCAAGAUCGAGGCGAGCGACAAGUGGCCGCCGAAGGAGGCGGUGCUGCGGCACGGUGCGCGCCUCAAGGCUGAACUCGUCCGGCUGCAGAUCAAGGCGGGCAAGAGCAGCGUGCGCGAGCUCGGCAAGGCGGCGUCGUCGACCGUCGAGGCGCGCUACGCCCGCUGGAACCCGAACAUUGAGCUCUCGCGCGCCGACGACUUCUCCCUCUCGGCCUUGCACGCGCACCUCGCGGCCAAGGGCUUCAGCCGCCUCGACACGCCCGUGUACCCCGUCCCGGACAAGUCGUACUUCAUGGACCCCCACCUCACCGAGCACCUGCUCGUGUUCCCCGCCAGCUCGACCUGGUGGGUCGGCGACAAGUGGUACGAGUCGGGCGCGGUGAUCCUGCAGGACAAGGCGAGUUGCUUCCCCGCCUAUGUCGUCAUGGACGGCUGGGACCCCGCCGAGGGCGAGUGCAUCGACGCGACAGCCGCGCCGGGCAACAAGACGAGCUACAUGUCCGCGCUCAUGGGCGCCGAGGGCACACUGUACGCCUUCGAGCGCAGCCCCAAGCGGUACCAGACGCUGUGCAACAUGCUGCAAAAGGCCGAGUGCGGCAACGUCAAGGCGACCCGCGGCGACUUUACAGAGACGAAUCCCGCCGACUACCCCAACGUGACGCGGAUCCUCCUCGACCCGAGCUGCUCGGGCUCGGGCAUCGUCAAUAGGCUCGACUACCUCGUCGACGCCGACGAGGCAGAGGACGACGAGCAGGCCGAGCGGCUCGAGAAGCUCGCGGCGUUCCAGCUCCAGAUGAUCCAGCACGCCUUCCGAUUCCCGGCCGUCCGCCGCGUCGUCUACUCGACCUGCUCGAUCCACGCGGAAGAGGACGAGCGCGUCGUCGCGAAGGCGCUUGCAUCGGGUAAGGGCAAGUGGAAGCUCGCGCCGCGCGAGUGGGUCCUGCCGAGCUGGGAGCGCCGCGGGCUCGUCGAGGAGCUGGGCGACGCCGCCGACAGCGUGAUCCGCUGCUUGCCCGAGGACAAGACGAACGGGUUUUUCGUGUCGUGCUUUGUGCGUGUGGACGCUGGGGAGGAGGUCAAGGCCAAGGCCAAGGGGACGAAGCGAGCGCGAGAGGAGGAGGUGGCUGAGGCGGAUGAGGAGGCGGACGAAGAGGACGACGGGGACGGCACGGCCGCCGCCGCCACGCCAAAGGCCAAAACCGCCGCUCAGCUCGACCGCGCCCGUCGCAAGAAGCAGCUGCAGAAGAAGCGCCGGAAAGCGGCAAAGUAGGCAGGCUAGGUGACAUGUGUACAUGAAUGAGAGUGGGAUGUACAAUGUCCUAGUGCA
This is a messenger RNA of Vanrija pseudolonga, 1713 nucleotides long. RefSeq names its product 25S rRNA (cytosine-C(5))-methyltransferase rcm1 (gene rcm1). The transcript has 6 exons. Gene Ontology annotation, biological process: rRNA base methylation. NCBI's taxonomy places the organism in Eukaryota, Fungi, Basidiomycota, Tremellomycetes, Trichosporonales, Trichosporonaceae. Gene Ontology annotation, molecular function: RNA methyltransferase activity. The record is from RefSeq and is a predicted model, not a curated record. Bases 100 to 1656 code for a protein of 518 amino acids. Gene Ontology annotation, cellular component: nucleolus.